AUGGAGUCAAGGAAACAAAAAAUUGAACAAAUGAUUGAACACUAUGUUGCAAAGGCAGAAAUGACUUCCGAUGUGUCUCAACGUCAACAUUGUAAUGAUGAUGCUAAUCAAAUUCAUGAACAAGCAACUGGUCAUCCCAUGACAUUCGAUAAGGAAGGACACCUUGAUAUGUCUUCACCCGAUGCUAAAAAAUGCCCAGCACUUCAACGUCAAUAA
Messenger RNA from Halteromyces radiatus, 216 nucleotides. RefSeq lists its product as uncharacterized. The transcript is spliced from 2 exons. The coding region runs from base 1 to 216 and encodes 71 amino acids. The record is from RefSeq and is a predicted model, not a curated record. Lineage: Eukaryota; Fungi; Mucoromycota; Mucoromycetes; Mucorales; Cunninghamellaceae.